AUGUCUGUUCGAGAUGGUGCCCGUUUUGACUUCAUUGUCGUUGGUGGCGGUACUGCAGGCAAUAUAGUUGCUGCUCGGCUGGCUGAGAACCCUGCAGCUCGCAUUCUCAUUGUCGAGGCCGGUAUUGGCAGCUCUCAGGAUAAUGAUGAGAUUCGGACUCCGGGACUCGCUAUGGACUUGCGAGGCUCUCAAUACGACUGGGCUUUCAAGACAACCAUGGUCAAGCGUGACGACUAUGAGCGUGUUGAGAAGCCCAAUACUCGCGGCAAGGCCUUGGGUGGUAGCUCUUCUUUGAAUUACUUCUCCUGGGUACCUGGAUCCAAAGGUACCUUUGACUUGUGGGAGAAGUAUGGUGGUAAAGAGUGGACCUGGGACCCUCUUGUCCCCUACCUUCGCAAGAGUGUCACCUACCAUGAUGACGCCGGGGUAUACUCUCCCGAGCUGAAGAAGAUUGGAGCGGGAGGCCCUAUUCCAAUUGCACACGCCAACCUAAUGCCUGAGAUGAAGGGCUUCCGUGAGCUACUCACAAGGGCCUGGAAGUCUACAGGAGAGCCCGUCUCCGAGAACAUCUUCGACGGUGAAAUGCGCGGUCUUGUGCAUAGUGUCAACACUAUCUACCAGGGUCGUCGCUCUGGUAGUUUCCUAGCAAUUGCUGGAAAGUCUAAUAUCACCGUUCUACCCGAGGUCUACUCCAAGUCUCUUAUCAUUGAUAAGGCUGAUCGGUCUGCUAAGGGUGUUACUGUGAUUACCUCUUCUGGUCAAGAGCUCAACUUCUACGCUGAGCGCGAAGUCAUCGUGUCCCAGGGUGUGUUUGAAACCCCAAAGCUUCUUAUGCUGAGUGGUAUUGGACCAGCCGGAGAACUGAAGAAGCAUAACAUUCCCGUUCUUGUGGAUUCUCCUCAUGUUGGCCAGCAUCUACUCGACCACCCUGGUGUUCCAUUCGUCCUCCGUCUCAAAGAUGAGUUCUCCAUGGACAGCCAUGUCCUGCGCAAGGGUCCCCUCCAGGAUAAAGUCCUGGCUGCCUACUCUAACGGUCACGCUGGUGCCAUGGGCUCUCCCUUCCUCGAGAUGAUUGGAUUCCCUCGAAUUGACAAGUACCUCGAAAAGUCGCCCGAAUAUCGCCAGGCGAAGGCCGCCAAUAACAAUCUUGAUCCAUUCUGUCCCUACGGCCAGCCUCAUUUUGAGCUUGACUUCAUCCCCCUUUUCGGAAGUGCGUUCCAAUGGCACUUCCCCCAUCCCCGACAGGGUAGUUACAUGACUGUCAUGGUUGAUCUCGUUCGCCCCGUCUCCGAGGGCGGCGAAGUAACCCUGAACAGCGCCGACCCUCUUCAGCAAGCCAACAUCAACCUUAAUUACUUCAGCAAUGAUCUUGAUAUCAUCGCUAUUCGCGAAGGCAUCAGAUUUGCCUACGAUGUCCUCAAGCAUGGAGACGGUUUCAAGGAUAUCGUUGAAGGUGAAUACCCCUGGGAUAUGCCGCUGGAUGAUGAUGAGGCCAUGAAGAGAACUGUUCUCGAUCGCUCCCAGACAUCCUUCCACCCUUGCGGUACUGCUCGUCUUUCCAAGGAUAUCCAACAGGGUGUUGUCGAUGCCGGUCUUAAGGUGCACGGCAUUCGCAAUCUCCGUGUUAUCGACGCUUCUGUUAUCCCGGAGAUUCCGGAUUGCCGUAUCCAGAACUCAGUGUACAUGAUCGCCGAGAAGGGUUCGGAUGCUAUCAAGGGUGACCAUGCGGAUCUUUACCGGUAA
Molecule: messenger RNA, 1743 nt
Organism: Penicillium daleae
Lineage: Eukaryota; Fungi; Ascomycota; Eurotiomycetes; Eurotiales; Aspergillaceae
Product: GMC family oxidoreductase
Exons: 1
Coding region: 1-1743 (580 amino acids)
Molecular function (GO): oxidoreductase activity, acting on CH-OH group of donors; flavin adenine dinucleotide binding
Source: RefSeq, a predicted model, not a curated record